This is a messenger RNA of Ichthyophthirius multifiliis, 1620 nucleotides long. Its product is annotated as protein kinase domain protein. Gene Ontology annotation, biological process: protein phosphorylation; mitotic spindle organization; regulation of cytokinesis. The record is from RefSeq and is a predicted model, not a curated record. The transcript has 6 exons. Gene Ontology annotation, molecular function: ATP binding; acyltransferase activity, transferring groups other than amino-acyl groups; protein kinase activity. Gene Ontology annotation, cellular component: spindle pole centrosome; spindle microtubule; chromosome passenger complex. NCBI's taxonomy places the organism in Eukaryota, Ciliophora, Oligohymenophorea, Hymenostomatida.
AUGCCCGAUCAUUUUAAGAAAUAUAAGGAAUAUAAAGAGAAGUUAGAGUACACACCUGAAAAUAUAAUACUUGAUUUUAAUUUGUCUGUUAAAUUAUGUGAUUUUGGAUGGUGUACUGAAGAUAUAGAAAAUCCCAGAAAUUCAUUUUGUGGUACAUAUGAGUAUAUGGCACCAGAAAUCGUAUUUAGAUAAUAAUAUGAUUAUAGAAUUGAUAUUUGGGCUUUAGGAAUACUACUUUAUGAACUUUUACAUGGUUCUGCCCCUUUUAAGGGAAAAAGUUUAAAUGAAAUUUAAUAAUAAAUACAGAAAGGAGACGUUAUUUUUUCUAGAUCAAUAAGUGUAUUAUCUAGAAGUAUUAUUUCAGCAAAAAGAACACCAAUAGGAGGAUAUAUGGGUGAAUUAUCAAAAUUUAGAGCUUCAGAUUUAUUAGGAUUUGUAUUAAAAAAUACAUUAUAUCAAUCAAAAUUAGACUAAUCUAUUAUAGAUGAAGUUAUAUUAGGAACUUCAUUAUAAGCAUCUUAAGGUUAAAAUCCAGCAAAAUAAGGAUGCUUAAUUGGAGGUAACAAAAAUCAAAAUCAAAAUCAAAAAAAAAUAUAAAAAAAGGUUUAGACGUUUCUAUUCCAUGUACAACAAUAAGUAAAGGAUGUGCAUCAGGAAUUAAAUCUAUUUUAUUAGGAAACGUAAGUAUUUUAACAGGAUAAAAUAAUUGUGUAUUAGUUGGAGGAUUUGAAAGUAUGUCUAAUGCUCCAUUUUAUAUGCAUAAUGUAAGAAAAGGCAAAUUUUUUGGCGAUUCAUUACUUUAGGAUUCUAUUUUAAUUGAUGGAAUACUUGAUGCAUAUUUAGAUUAGCCUUUAGGAUAUAUAGCAGAAAUGUAAGCAUUAAAACUAAAAAUAAAUAAGAAUAUUUGUGAUUAAGUUAUUAUAGAAUCUUUUAAAAGAGCUAUUAAAUCUUAAAAAUAAGAAUUAUUCAAAUAAUAAAUUAGUCCUAUUUAAUAUUUAAAUUUAAACGUAAUGUAUUUAACGUAUAAAAUAAAAAAAUAAAAAUAAUAUAAGGGUGAUGUUUUUAAUUUGGAUAAAGAUUCUAUUUUAGAUUAAUUUAAUGAAUAAGAAAUAUUAAAUGACUGUAAAACUUAUGCAAAAGAAGGUGUUAUUACAUAAAGUAAUUCUAAUAAAUAUGCAGAUGGAGCAUGUGUUUUAUUAUUAAUGAAUGAAUAGAAAAUUAAAGAAUUAAAUAUAUAACCUUUAGCAAAAAUAAUCUCGUUUGCAGAGACUGAAUAAACCCCAGAAGACUACAUUUUAGCAUCUUAGUAAUCUUGCUAAUUAGCUUUAAAAAAAGCUAAUUUGUCGAUAAAUGAUAUUGAUUUUUUUGAAUUAAAUGAAGAUUAUCCUUCUAAUUUAAUUAGUUAUAUUUAUAAUUUAAAAUUAGAUAUAGACAAAGUAAACAUAUAUGGAGGAUCAUUAAGUCUUGGAAAUCCUAUUGGGUAUAUAUUUACUUUUUUUUUAUUUUAAUUUAUUCUUAAGAAUGACUGGUGCAAGAUUAGUUACUAAUUUAAUCUAUAUUUUAAAAUAAAAUAAAGGUAAAUAUGGAAUUGCAGCUUUAGGAAAUGGUGGAGGCGGAGGU